Messenger RNA from Pimephales promelas (fathead minnow), 1495 nucleotides. Lineage: Eukaryota; Metazoa; Chordata; Actinopteri; Cypriniformes; Leuciscidae. The record is from RefSeq and is a predicted model, not a curated record.
UACUCAUUCUUUAGCAGAAAUCGCGUGACCGGGUCGGUUUGCCACGAGUCAUCAAUAUCCCUUUCUGGAUCCCAUCUGGAUUCGUUCGGAUGCGGCCUAAAGCAACAUCAUGAGGAACCUGCCCUUCUUUUUUGGGGCUUUAUUGCUCUUGGACGGUUCACUUUGGGAUGACGUAUCACAUCCGCUACCUUCGCAGAAAUCACGUGACUUAGUUCGAUUAGAGCCCAUCAUCAUCAUCAUCAUCAUCAUAAUCAGUAAGCUAUCCUGGAUCAAGUCAUUCAGUUUGGAUGCGGUCAGAAGUGACAUCAACAUGAGGAACCUGUCUCUCCUUUUGGGGCUUGUACUUGUCCAUGGAGUGUUUGGUGUCGAUGAAGUGAAGUCCGUGUCCGUGAUGGUGGGAGAUUCUCUCACUCUAAACUCUGAUUUUACUGAAACAAAGGGAGACGAGCUGCAGUGGAGGAUUGAAGGUGAAAGCAAUGUCUUAGCACAGAUUGAUAGAGAAGUCAAUAAAUUCUUAGUUCCUGGGAAUAAUGAAGAGAGAUUCAGAGGCAGACUGAAGCUGGAUCAUCAGACUGGAUCUCUGACUAUCAUGAACAUCCGAAACACAGACUCUGGAGAAUAUGAACUAAAGAUCAAGGACAGCAUGAAUGAGAACAAUUACAGAUUCACUGUCACUGUCCGCGAUGUGUUUUUUGUUGAUACAGAUGGAGUGAAGUCAGUAUCAGUGACUGAGGGAGAUACUGUCACUCUACACACUGGUGUUACUGGUGAUCAGUUAAUGUGGAAGUUUGGAGAUCAAGAGUUAAACGGCCCUGAUGACAAGAGAUGGAGAAACAUUGAUCUGGAUAAUGAACACAGAGAUCUCACCAUCACAAACAUCCGAUCAGAUCAGUCUGGAGAAUAUAAAUUGAAGAUCGAAACCAGCAGUAUGAUCUUACAAAGGAAAUUGCAUAUUAAUGUUCAUGGUGAAAUGACGCCAGUAUCAGAGAAGGAGGGAGAUCCUGUCAUUUUACACACUCGUCUUAUCCUACAUAUUAAUGAUCAGAUAAAGUGGAUGUUUAAUGGCCAGCUCAUUCCUGAAAUCAAUGAAGGCACCAACGGCAGACUAUAUCUUGAUCGUCCAUCUGGAUCACUCAUUAUCACUAAAUCCAAAAUCACAGACUCUGGAGUUUAUCAACUGAACAUGAUCAGCAGCUCACACACCGUUCAGAGGGACAUCAGUGUUACUGUCAUUGUGUCAGCUCAACAAACCCCAGAUCCAGGUCUGUCUUCAGGUGCUUUAGCAGGGAUUGUUGGUGGUGUUGUUCUGCUGGUGUCUGCAGUUUUAGCUGCUGUUGUGAUUUACCAAUGCCGCACAAUCUCUAAACUACGUAGAGAUCCAGAAGAUCCCAACAGCAGCAAUGAUCAUCAGAGAUCCAGCAACAGCAGAAGAAGAGAUCAACACUGUCAGAGACGCUGAGACUGGAGGAGGAGAGAGAGUUUCCCGGUCAGAUUC